Messenger RNA from Exophiala spinifera, 1248 nucleotides. RefSeq lists its product as uncharacterized. Bases 1 to 1248 code for a protein of 415 amino acids. Gene Ontology annotation, biological process: epoxide metabolic process. The record is from RefSeq and is a predicted model, not a curated record. Gene Ontology annotation, molecular function: epoxide hydrolase activity. NCBI's taxonomy places the organism in Eukaryota, Fungi, Ascomycota, Eurotiomycetes, Chaetothyriales, Herpotrichiellaceae. The transcript is spliced from 6 exons.
AUGUCCGACAACCAUAUAUUCCCACACAAACCUUCCAUCAAAGUGUCUCCAUUCACAGUCAAAGUGCCCGAAGCCGACCUCAAGGCCUUUUAUGACCUCUUGCGCCUAUCUAAACUUGGCCCAAGGACGUACGAGAACACCGGUGCGAAUGGCAGGUUUGGCGUGACUUACGACUGGAUGUCCAAGACGAGGGACCACUGGCAGAAUACGUUCGACUGGCGUUCGGUCGAGUCGCGCAUCAAUUCCUUCCCGAACUUCAUCGCACAGAUUCCCGACGAUGAUGGCUCUGUACACCAAAUCCAUUUUGCUGGGCUCUUUUCACAGAAAGCUGGGGCCACUCCCCUCAUGUUCCUUCAUGGAUGGCCAGGAAAUUUCAUGGAGUUUCUCGGCAUCUUGUCCCUUCUUCGCGAACGAUAUGCUCCCGAUGAGCUCCCCUACCACGUCAUUGUGCCUUCCCUCCCGGGAUACGCCUUCUCGUCGACUCCGCCGGUGGACAGAGACUGGACUCUGGAAGAUUCAGCCCGACUCCUGCACAAGCUCAUGUGUGGACUCGGUUUCGAGGGAGGCUAUGUUCUCCAAGGUGGAGACAUAGGGAGCUAUACUGCAAGGAUCAUGUGUGCCUUGUACGACUCAUGCAAAGGUUCGUUCAACUUUUGUAUAGUCAAGCACCCAGACCCAGCCAUCCACGGCAAUCUCCCGCUUGAAGAGUUUGAAAAGAGAGGUCUCGAAACGGGGGAUCAAUUCGCCAAAUUUGGCUCCGCGUACGCUCUUGAGCAUGCCACACGCACCGCAACAAUCGGCUUCACUCUGUCCUCCAGCCCGCUGGCUCUCCUCGCGUGGAUCGGAGAAAAGUUCCUUACUUGGACCGACACAACUCCAUCGAUAGACGACAUCCUCGCGUCCGCCACGCUGUACUGGCUCACCGACACGUUUCCACGAUGUCUCUACCCUUACCGCCAGGAAGUCGUCCACGCCCCUGUGAAAUGGGACGACGAAGCAUACGCACAGGUCUACAACAAGGGGCCUGAUCGCUAUAUGAACCACGCGAACCCAGAAUACUACUGUCGCAAGCCCAUGGGGUUCUCCUGGUUUCCGAAAGAGAUCGCUCCGACUCCGAGAAGUUGGGCUGCCACCACGGGGAACUUGGUCUGGUUCAGAAACCACGACAAGGGCGGUCACUUUGCUGCCAUGGAGCAGCCGGAGACUCUUCUGCAGGACGUGGACGAUUUCAUCAAGCAGGUCUGGUAG